CCCGCUCUCCGCGCCCUUCCGAGGCUCUUGUUUGAAAGCCGCUUCUGCCGGCCGGGUGGGGGCUUGCAGUUGAACCCAAGCUAGGCCUGGGUCGAGAGCGCGGUCGGCUUGCAGCCUCUGGGGAAGGCGGGCGCUUGGAGAGGUGGCACCCUCCAAGUGGGAUGGCCCGCAAGCCUGAGUGCGAGGCUAUGGGCCAUGGAGUGCUGGACCUGCCAACACCCAGGGUACCUACGGAAGCAGUAUGGCCAGCUGGCAAGGUUAUGACAGCUACAACUACUACAGUGCUCAGAGCGCCGCUGUGUCUGCGGGAGCGUCAUACAGCUACGGCCCAGCCUCGUGGGAGGCCAAGGCCAGCGACGGUGGCCUGGCAGUCGGGGGCUCUGCUGUGCACAUGGCCUCUUUUGGCCCAGAGCCUUGUGUUGACAAUUCUGACUCCCUUAUUGCGAAGAUCAACCAGCGUUUGGACAUGUUGUCCAAGGAAGGAGGCAGGGGCGGGAGCGGCGGCAGUGGGGAAGGCAUGCAGGAUCGGGAGAGCGCCUUCCGCGUCCAGCCGUACGAGUCUUACGACUCCAGGCCUUGUGUGCCUGAGCCCAACCCUUACCGCCCUGGCUAUAGCUAUGACUAUGACUUCGAGCUGGGGGCCAGUCGCAGUAGUAGCUUUGGAGGCCACUAUAACGACUGCCGGGACCCCGUCCGUGAGCGGGGCUCCCUUGAUGGCUUCGUGAGGGGCCGUGGCCAGAGCCAAGGCCAGGGCCGCUUCCAAGACCGGAGUGCCUCCAGCACCUUCAUACGCAGUGACCCGUUCCUGCCACCCUCUGCUGCUUCUGAGCCCCUCACCACUUCCUGGAACGAGCUGAACUACAUGGGUGGGCGUGGUCUAGGAGGGCCCUCUGUCGGCAGACCCCCUGCUCCUGUGUUUUCUCAGUCCAUGGCCCCUGACUACGGCAUGGUGGGCAUGCCAGGGGUGGGCGGAUAUGGUAACACCGUGCCCUAUGGAUGUGGUCGGCCCCAGGCUCGGAUGCGGGAUUGGCCCAGGAGAAGAGGGUUUGAGCGCUUUGGAGCAGACAGCAUGGGCAGGAAGCGGAAGCAGUUUACCAUGUACGAGGAGCCAGAUGCCAAAUUGGCCCGGGCUGAGAGUGAAGGAGAUUUGUCUGAAAACGAUGAUGGAGCUGCUGACUUGCGGUCAGGAGAUGAAGAGUUCAGGGGUGAGGAUGACUUCUGUGACUCCGGGAAGCAUAGAGGAGACAAGGAGGACGAGGACGAGGACGUGAAAAAGAGAAGGGAGAAGCAACGGAGGAGAGACAGGAUGCGUGACCGAGCAGCUGACAGGAUUCAGUUUGCCUGUUCUGUGUGCAAGUUUCGUAGCUUUGAUGACGAAGAAAUCCAGAAACAUCUGCAAAGCAAAUUUCACAAAGAGACGCUACGGUUUAUAAGCACCAAGCUGCCUGACAAGACAGUGGAAUUUCUCCAGGAGUACAUCGUAAACAGGAAUAAGAAGAUUGAGAAGCGGCGUCAAGAACUGGUGGAGAAAGAGAGCCCCAAACCAAAGCCAGACCCAUUCAAAGGGAUUGGCCAGGAGCACUUCUUCAAAAAAAUUGAAGCAGCACACUGCCUGGCCUGCGACAUGCUGAUCCCCGCGCAGCCCCCGCUCCUGCAGCGGCACCUGCACUCUGCGGACCACAACCACAACCGCAGGUUAGCUGCAGAACAGUUCAAGAAAACAAGUCUCCAUGUGGCUAAGAGUGUUUUGAACAACAGGCAUAUUGUGAAGAUGCUGGAAAAAUACCUCAAGGGUGAGGACCCUUUCACCAGUGAAGCUGUCGAUCCUGAAACUGAAGGAGAUGGCAAUUUAGGAGGUGAGGACAGAGAAGCGACACCAGAGGAGGUAGCAGCGGAAGUCCUGGCAGAGGUGAUCACUGCCGCAGUGAGGGCUGUGGAUGGGGACGGAGAGCUGGCUGACAGGGAGGGUCCCACGGACACAGUGGCGGCCAGUAGCGAUGCCAGCACAGAACAGCCUCUCGGAGAGCCGGCCUGCGGAACAGCGUCUGAGAAUGGAAACACCGAAAACAAGGCUGCAGGUGAGGCAGCAGCGGAGGUAGAAAAUACUGUAACUGUUGCUCCUGUCCCAAGUGUCACCGGAGCAGAAGUGGGACACACGGAUACAGAGCCCAGAGAUGACCCAGCAGAGCGACCGAUCCUCUCCCCCGUUUGAAGGGCUGUGUUCUCCUGUCUCGGCAGCGCUGAGGUGUGUGAGCUCGGCCUGAUGAGAGACUGCCGGCCGUCCCAGCACAGACCGCGUGGCCCGUGUUGCACACCGGGGAAGCUUGCCUCUGCUUGCAGGCUGCAAAAAAUACAUGUCCCCAAGCAAUCUUGAAGGCUGUCUUUACACUGCAGUUGGGAAAAUAAAAUGUGGGCAAUUAGA
This is a messenger RNA of Jaculus jaculus (lesser Egyptian jerboa), 2422 nucleotides long. It is a transcript of the gene Akap8, whose product is annotated as A-kinase anchoring protein 8. Gene Ontology annotation, cellular component: nuclear matrix; nucleus. NCBI's taxonomy places the organism in Eukaryota, Metazoa, Chordata, Mammalia, Rodentia, Dipodidae. Gene Ontology annotation, molecular function: protein kinase A regulatory subunit binding; DNA binding. The transcript is spliced from 14 exons. The record is from RefSeq and is a predicted model, not a curated record. The coding region runs from base 242 to 2212 and encodes 656 amino acids.